Molecule: messenger RNA, 600 nt
Organism: Sorex fumeus (smoky shrew)
Lineage: Eukaryota; Metazoa; Chordata; Mammalia; Eulipotyphla; Soricidae
Gene: KCNMB3
Product: potassium calcium-activated channel subfamily M regulatory beta subunit 3
Exons: 4
Coding region: 1-576 (191 amino acids)
Biological process (GO): potassium ion transport; detection of calcium ion
Cellular component (GO): membrane; voltage-gated potassium channel complex
Molecular function (GO): potassium channel regulator activity; calcium-activated potassium channel activity
Source: RefSeq, a predicted model, not a curated record
AUGCAGCCCUACAGCAUCCCGGUGCAGAUCACCCUGCAGGGCAGCCGGAGGCGCCCCGGGAGGACAGCACUUCCUGCUUCCACGAGGAAGGGAGCUCUAGAGCCAAAUGGAGACCCAUCAGACACGCACCCAAGGCUACCGUCCAGCGCGGGCGAGGACCGUGCCAUGCUGCUAGGGUUUGUGAUGAUGGCCUCAUCUGUCCUCAUGUUCUUCCUGCUCGGAACCACCAUCCUCAAGCCUUUCAUACUCAGCACUCAGAGAGAAGAAUCGAAUUGCACUCUCUUGCACACACACAUCACAGAAGACUGGAUGGACUGUGCAUUCACGUGCGGGAUGGACUGCCGGGGCCAGGGAAGGUACCCAUGUCUUCAGGUGUUUGUGAAUCUCACCCAUUCGGGGCAGGAAGUGCUCCUACACUACAACGAAGAGGCGCUGCAGAUCAAUUCCAAGUGUGAUGUUACAGACUGCAAAGGUAAAGAAAAGCAGACAUUAACAGUUUCUGAUGAGCACAAACAGGAAGUGCAGUCACAGGUCAAACUUCUUGCUAGAAACAGCAAGACUGGGGAGAGGGCAUAAAUUCAGUGACACUAUUAUCCCAUA